This is a messenger RNA of Plenodomus lingam JN3, 1881 nucleotides long. Lineage: Eukaryota; Fungi; Ascomycota; Dothideomycetes; Pleosporales; Leptosphaeriaceae. The record is from RefSeq and is a predicted model, not a curated record.
AUGGCCCAUCAAGUUUCUGCCGCCCCGCUCCGUGUCCUGCCUCCGUCAUCGCUCCCAUCCUCGUCCAUAACUCCAGUCAAUCUGCCCGAGUUCCCUUCGGCUGUAGUCCACACCUCUCCACCCUCCCAAGAAGAGUCAGAUGCUGCGCAGGACGCCUCUGACCGGCACUUCGUUCCCACCAUCCAUGUACCCACCGAACCCUCAGCGCAUCGGCUGCCGUUCCAGAACAUACAUACGACCGACGCCACGGACGACGAGUCGUCCAACAGUGUGGAAAUACAAAUGAAGGGCAGGAGACCCGCCAUCGCCGCUGCGGGGACUUUCUUUGGACUGUUCUCAUUUUCGCAAAUAUAUCAGCACGCGCUCUUCGAGAAGCUGACGCCUUGGGGUGAGCGCCUCGACGAGAAGUCAUGGGUCGCGUCAUCACAUUCUUGGUUGGACCGGAAGACCUGUAGCUGGUUUGGCAUGUGUGGGCUGGCUCACUUGAACCAGGCGGAUUGGACCUCACAAUCGGGAGCCCAGAAGAGGCUUGACGACGAAACCGACAGGGUGAAUUUGACAGACUUCUGGAACGAUGUACGGAAUAUACCCAAGGGCUGGGAGGAUCAGAAGGAGCGGGAGAUCCCACAAUAUGUACUAGACCAUGCGCCUCUGAUUCAUCUGUUCUCGGGCGAGCAAUACUGGCCAGGCGACAUGGCAGAGCAUCUGAUUCACACUACCCCACACCUCAACUAUACGCCGUUACAGGCGACGGAUGAUCACCCAACUAUUUCCAAUCUAGGCCAGCUCAAUAAGUGGGGGCGAUCCGUAUAUCUCCAGAGUGACGACAAUGUGGAAGAUUACCCAGAUUGGCUACGGGGCGAGAGCAACAUUCCCAACGUGCCUCAAGAGGGAACUGACGAGGGUGAAGAGGGAGAGUCUAGGGAGCGGCCUGUCGACUUUGACGAGGACGCCGAGGGCGAGAAGUCUGAUUGGUGGCAUGUUGGUAUUGGAGACACGGACGAAAAGGGCGGCAUACGAACCAUCUCUUCCACCCUUCUUCCCAAACCUACCAUGGCUCCCGAAGUCUGGCAGCCAGAGCUACGAGUGCGCAAGCGCAAUCGCAAGGUGACGGGCAAGAAGGUGGUGGGUGGCAGAAGUGAGGCACCUGUAGUGCUGAUUGUAGUGCCUAAAGGGGAUGGUGUCGUGGACGCUUUCUGGAUGUUCUUCUACAGCUACAACCUCGGAAACGCGGUCUUCAACGUGCGGUUCGGCAAUCACAUUGGCGACUGGGAACACACGACUAUUCGUUUCCACCACGGAAAGCCCAAGGCUGUUUUCUUCAGUGAACACAGCUUCGGUGAAGCGUACACGUGGGAGGCGGUAGAGAAGAGUGGCAAGCGAGAACAGCCCAUCGGUUUCUCAGCCUCAGGGACGCAUGCCAUGUAUGCCACAGCCGGUCUUCACCCCUAUGUUCUUCCCGGCGGCAUUUUGCACGACGUGACGGACCGCGGACCCCUCUGGGAUCCCGUGCAGAACAUGUACUCUUACACGUAUGACUAUCAAAACGACACGCUCCUCUCCUCCCAACUCAACCCGGCUGCACCCGUCAGCUGGUUCUACUUUGGCGGCCACUGGGGCGACAAGUUCUAUCAGCUCAGCGACCCACGACAAUACCGCUUCUUGGGCCAAUAUCACUACGUCAAUGGCCCACUUGGACCCCGAUUUAAGAACCUUGGACGACAGGAAAUCUGUCAAGGCAAUGGUGAGUGUAUGCUCAAGAAGAGGAUUGGGGACAAGAGCAUGAAAGUGAAGCGAUGGGCCGAUUUCGGGGAAGCGGAAGAGAUGAGCGAGGAAGAUGGCAGACGGCUGUGGGGCGCAGACUAUGACUCUGCCUUGUGA